AUGUCGACAACCGCCUCCGUCCCUGUUGAAAACAAGUCUGCCAAGAAGCGCAAGGGCAAAGGCGAAGCUGCUGCUGGUGGUGCAGUGACUCCCUCUCUGGAAGCAUCGGCUCCUGCUGAAACCCAUCCUACUACCAAUGGUGUCGAGUCUCAUGGCGAGAGCUCCUUCAUCAAAGAUCUGACAAAGAACAUCCGCAACAUUAACAAGAAAAUCUCGUCCUCUGCCAAAGCCGAUGCCGUCGUCAGCGAAAACCCCGGCGUUGCCCUCGAUGACCUCGUCGCCCAAAGAAAACUCAAUGCGGACCAGAAAGCUCAGAUCCUGAAGAAACCCGCUCUGCAAGCUCAGCUUCAGCAGCUCGAAGAACAACUCUCCAACUUCCGUGCAUUCGCCCAGGAGCUCGAGGAGAAAGCCGCAAAAGAGAAGGCUCAUCUGAUUGAAGCCCACGAGGCAGAGAUCGCAAAGGUCAGAGAGGAGGUCACUCAGGUAGCUGAGGACACCAAAGAGAAGGCAGUCGAGGACGCGCUGCGUACCAUCAUACAAUUUCUCCACACCGCAGCAUCAAAGCGUCAAAUUGAGGAUGCCGAGUCCGACGAAGCUCAUGCCUUCGAAGGUGCUUUACUGCUAGUCUAUCAAGGCAAUGAUGCUGCCCUGUCUACCUUGAAGAAUUUAGUCUACGGCACCGAUGACAAGGUCAUCGAUGUGCAUGGCGAACCUCUCGACUUCACCUUCGCCCAGGUCAAGAAGUCUUCGGCGCAGAGUUCAGCGCCUGAAGUCGAAGACAAGAUUGCGGUACCGGAUGAAGAUAUUCCUGCACCGGAAGCGGUGACUGACAGCACUGUUGCGAAUGCUGGUCUGACAGAACUUGAUGACGCUGUCGCCGUACAGGCGGAGCUCAACGGUGCCGAGGCUGUGCCGGACGCUGAUAUUGCCUCUGCUGCCCCGGAGCAAACGUCUAUCGAUGCCGGAGCUGCCAACGCAAUUGCAGAAGAAUGGGAUCCACAGGCAUCUGCGAUCACUGAUACUAGCGCCACCAACGACGAGUGGGUGCAGGUUCCCCGUGACCCUGCAGAGACCGACACGGGUGUGACUGCUACGCCAGCUGCGGCAGUCCAGGCAACCAAUAGCUGGGCUGAGGAGGUAGGUGCUGCCGCUACCAACGUGGAAGACAAACCUGCUGCCGAGAAUGAUGGUUUCUCCGAGGUGCGUCGUGAGCGCGGACGAGGCCGUGGUGGACGUGGUGGCCGUGGCGAGUUUAGAGGACGCGGCCGUGGUGGACGUGAUGGUCACCGAGGUGGGGGACGAGGAGGACGCGAUGGCCAAGGAGGCGGCAAGGGUGCUCGUGGAGGCGGCGCCGUCCGUGGCGAGAACAAGAGCUAG
Molecule: messenger RNA, 1377 nt
Organism: Cladophialophora yegresii CBS 114405
Lineage: Eukaryota; Fungi; Ascomycota; Eurotiomycetes; Chaetothyriales; Herpotrichiellaceae
Exons: 2
Coding region: 1-1377 (458 amino acids)
Source: RefSeq, a predicted model, not a curated record